Molecule: messenger RNA, 1323 nt
Organism: Carica papaya (papaya)
Lineage: Eukaryota; Viridiplantae; Streptophyta; Magnoliopsida; Brassicales; Caricaceae
Product: 1-aminocyclopropane-1-carboxylate oxidase homolog 4-like
Source: RefSeq, a predicted model, not a curated record
AAUUCUUUAGUUUCUUCACGGACGUUCUUAUUUAUUUUCUUUGAUUCCUCUUUACCACCAAGGCGAUAAUCAUGGCGACAGAAAUGGUGAAGACGGAGGAAAAUUACGAUCAUUUAAAAGAAGUGAAGCGAUUUGAUGAUUCAAAAACAGGGGUAAAAGGUCUGGUUGACUCGGGUCUUUCUACCAUCCCUCGCUUCUUCAUCCACCCGCCUCAUGUCCUAUCCGGACUUAAACCUAACCCGACCGCAAUCCGACCCCAGUCCAAUCCCAUACCCACCGUUGACCUCUCCAACAUCGAUUCCCCCACCACCCAAUCAACCGUCGUGGAUCAGCUGAAGCGCGCAUGUGGCGAGUUCGGGUUCUUCCAAAUUGUGAACCACGGAGUACCCGUUGAUCUCCUCGACCGUAUGAUCGCCGCCGUGAAAGAUUUUCACGAGCAGCCAACGGAGGCAAAAGAGUCUUUCUACAGUCGAAGUGGAAAGGCAGUGCAGUUCUUCUCUAAUGUGGACUUGUUUCACUCUAAAGCCGCCAGCUGGAGGGACACUCUUCAGAUGAGACUUGGACCAGAGUUGCCAAACCUAGAAGAAGUUCCUGAAAUGAUUAGAAGGGCGAUCGUGGAGUGGAACCAGGAGAUCAAACGGCUGGGUGAAGUCCUGAUGGAGUUGCUGUGUGAAGGUCUGGGAGUAAAUCCAGGGAGGUUGAAAGAAAUGACGUUUCUGGACGGAAGGGUGAUGGUCGGACAUUACUAUCCUUACUGUCCACAGCCUGAUCUGACGGUGGGGAUUACAUCACACACUGAUCCAGGAGUUUUAACGGUGCUGCUUCAGAGCCAGGUUGGCGGCUUGCAGAUCAAGCAUGACGGAGAAUGGCUGGAUGUCAAGCCCAUUCCCGGUGCCCUGGUCAUCAACGUUGGUGACAUAUUUCAGAUCAUGUCAAAUGAAGAGUAUAAAAGUGUGGAGCACAGAGUCUUGGCUAAUUCCCUGGAUGAACCACGAGUAUCAAUCGCGGUCUUCUUCAACCCAACUGCCAGAGAAAACUUAUAUGGACCGUUUCCAGAGUUGAUAUCGCCUGAGAAGCCCGCCAUUUAUAGGCAAUUCCAGUACAUUGAUUACUUAACGAGGUUCUUCACCAAGGAGUUGGAUGGAAAAUCUUUGACAAACUUCUAUAAGCUCUAAAAUAUAAUACCUUAAUGCUGCACAACAUGUUUAUGUAUGAAGGUAGGAAUAUAUGUAAGAAUAUGAAGGGGAAAAAAAAACAUAUAUGCAGCACAGAAAUGUGAAUUCAAUAAAUUAUUGGAUGAAAUGAAUGAAUUUCUACAGAAAA